Molecule: messenger RNA, 435 nt
Organism: Didymella exigua CBS 183.55
Lineage: Eukaryota; Fungi; Ascomycota; Dothideomycetes; Pleosporales; Didymellaceae
Exons: 2
Coding region: 1-435 (144 amino acids)
Source: RefSeq, a predicted model, not a curated record
AUGUCAGCCUACGGCACUUACUACUACUCGCUGCCCACCGAGGCACCCAAGCGCUCAAGAUCAGGCAGUCGUCGCCCUGCUCUGUCUCCUUCGACAGUCUCUUCGCCUUGCAUCACAACACAUGCUCCCAUUGCGUCUCGACGGGACUCUGCUGGAUCAGCAACUUCAUCAAGCAGCCCAACCAAGGCGUCUGUUCUGCUCGCAAAGGUAGCCUCCUCGCCUUCGACGCCACGAGGCGAGAUGCCCUCGCCAAUGGCUUCUCCCGAAACCAGGAUGCACUCGGGCUACUCCGCGGAGCGACCUGUAGUGUGCAGGAGCGAGAGCGACCGUUACGUGACCCAGUACAGGCAACAGGAUGGUUACAUAAGCUUCCCUGACUACGAGAAGUUCUGCCAGAGUCAAUACGACCAGCACCACACUGCUGUCAGGACUUGA